Messenger RNA from Epinephelus fuscoguttatus (brown-marbled grouper), 2255 nucleotides. RefSeq names its product methionine aminopeptidase 2-like. The record is from RefSeq and is a predicted model, not a curated record. Gene Ontology annotation, biological process: proteolysis. The transcript is spliced from 11 exons. Gene Ontology annotation, molecular function: metalloaminopeptidase activity. Lineage: Eukaryota; Metazoa; Chordata; Actinopteri; Perciformes; Serranidae. Bases 38 to 1465 code for a protein of 475 amino acids.
GUCCCUCGCGCUUCCUUUUCCAGCAGCGCCUGUGAUCAUGGCGGACGUGGUUGCGGAGCAGGUAUCGGACCAGAAUCCAGUCCCGGACCGGGAGCUGAACGGGGAGGCGGAGGACAGAGAAGAGGCCGACCCCGUGGGAGAGACGGCGAAAAAGAAGAAGAAAAAGAAGAAGAAGAACAAGUCGGCAACGACAGGCCCUGAGGCGGAGGCUGACGAGGUUGCCGAAGUGACCAAACAGCUGGAGAAGCAGGCGAUAGAAGACAAAGAGAAGGAGGAGGAUGGCGAGGAAGAUGGAGAUGAUGGAGAAAACUCGGCAGGGAAAAAGAAGAAGAAGAAAAAGAAGAAGAAAGGACCCAAAUCUCAGACUGAUCCUCCAUCUGUGCCCAUCUGUGAGUUAUACCCAAGUGGAGUGUUCCCCAUCGGACAGGAGUGUGAAUACCCCACCUUACAGGAUGGUCGCAGUGCAGCGUGGCGUACAACCAACGAGGAGAAGCGGGUGCUGGAUAAAGCCAACGAGGAGGUGUGGAACGACUUCAGACAGGCAGCCGAGGCCCACAGACAGGUCCGCCAGCACGUUCGCGGCUUCAUGAAACCCGGCAUGACCAUGAUUGAAAUCUGUGAGCGGUUGGAGGACUGUUCUCGUAAGCUGAUAAAGGAGGACCGGCUGAACGCUGGCCUGGCCUUCCCCACCGGCUGCUCUCUGAACCAUUGUGCUGCCCACUACACUCCCAACGCCGGAGACACCACCGUCCUGCAGUACGACGACGUCUGCAAGAUCGACUUCGGCACGCACAUCAACGGGCGAAUCAUUGACUGUGCCUUCACUGUCACAUUUAAUCCAAAGUAUGACAAGCUGCUGGAGGCUGUGAGAGACGCCACCAAUACUGGAAUCAAAAACGCCGGCAUUGAUGUGCGUCUGUGUGAUGUUGGAGAGGCGAUUCAGGAAGUGAUGGAGUCCUACGAGGUCGAGCUUGAUGGCAAAACAUACCAAGUGAAGCCAAUCCGAAACCUGAACGGCCAUUCAAUCGGUCAGUACAGAAUACAUGCUGGUAAGACUGUGCCCAUCGUUAAAGGAGGAGAAGCAACGAAAAUGGAGGAGGGAGAAGUUUACGCCAUUGAGACAUUUGGCAGCACAGGUAAAGGUGUGGUGCACGACGACAUGGAGUGCUCUCACUACAUGAAAAACUUUGACGUCGGCCACGUCCCCAUCAGGCUGCCCAGAGCGAAGCACCUGCUAAACGUUAUCAACGAGAACUUUGGCACGUUGGCGUUCUGCCGGCGCUGGCUGGACCGUCUGGGCGAGAGCAAAUACCUGAUGGCCCUGAAAAACCUGUGCGACCUGGGCAUCGUGGACCCCUACCCUCCCCUCUGCGACACCAAGGGCUGCUACACCGCUCAGUUCGAGCACACCAUCCUGCUCAGGCCCACCUGCAAGGAGGUGGUGAGCCGGGGAGAUGACUACUGACACCCCAACCCCACCCUCCAACAACACCACAGCCCCUCCUCGUCACCACCACACAGCACCCUCGUUAGCUCCUUCAGAGAGGCAGGACACGGUCGUCUCAGAGCAGCUUUGAGGGAUGCCAAAUGCUACUGUGUUCUCCCCACAAUACACCACUCGCAGCUUGCAAGGAAGAAAGACUGGCCUUCUAAGUUACCUAUCAACCACAGCUAAGAAUUAUAAACAAGCCAACACGUUUCUGUCAGGGGAAGCAUUGUGGUUCCCUGCAAUGCCCCGCGGACCUCAUUUUACAACAUAUUAAACCUUUAUUUAAGCUGCUGCUGAAUCUAGUGCACCCCCAGUAUUCAAAGAGACGGUGAGUGUGGGACCCCCCCCCCAUUAUACCUCCCUUUCAUUUUCAAAGUUUUCUAUGGCUCCACUCUGAGCCUCCAGUGCUUUAGUGCUCGAGUUAAAUUAAGCACAAAUGCUACUGACAGGUGUAAGACGUGGUUUGGCCAAUGCAUGGCCUGAAACCUCUGCAAACAGACAAUUCCUAACAUUUAAAAACUCGGGGUGUCGUCAUAAUAAAUCUUCAUACAGACACCGUGCAUCUGCAGACGUAUGUUUGGCUUCUGUCGCAGCGGGAGGGAACUCUGCACUCUGGCCCUCUAGCGACCGUUUCUUUGAUAUUUGUAAAAUAUCUUUGAAGUGGUUGCUGCCACUGUUUGUUCCCCAGUCAAAAACGCUUCAUUUUGAACUCCCUGAAAAUGUUUUUGUAUGAAAAGAAAAAUAAUUAAAAUGAUUUUGCUCAUUG